Arachis duranensis is the source of this 2127-nucleotide messenger RNA. RefSeq names its product pentatricopeptide repeat-containing protein At2g20710, mitochondrial. The coding region runs from base 1 to 2010 and encodes 669 amino acids. Gene Ontology annotation, cellular component: mitochondrion. The transcript has 5 exons. The record is from RefSeq and is a predicted model, not a curated record. Lineage: Eukaryota; Viridiplantae; Streptophyta; Magnoliopsida; Fabales; Fabaceae. Gene Ontology annotation, molecular function: protein binding.
AUGAUAAUUUUAAACUUUAAAAUUAAUCAGGGGUAUCUUUCAUGCAUCCGUAACCCUAACGCCUUCCCUGACUCACUCACUAACUCACUAGAACACCACCGCCGUGUCACCACCGCCGUCGCAACUGCUCGGAGCCGCCUUCCCUGUUACGCUCUAUUCCAGUAUCCGCCACUGCUCAAAGCCGCCGUCUCCACUGCAAAUCAUCUCGCAUCGUUCGUCCGUCGAGCAGCCGAUGUUCCGCCGCGUUGGCUCUGUUCAACCACGCUCCAGCCCUUCUCUGCUUCAGUUCGGCCACGCUCAACCCUCCUCUGCUCCAUUCCUGCCACGCUCCUCCUUCCUCUGCUCCAGUUCCGUCGCGCACCACCGCCCUCGGCCCCAGUUCCGCAGCGGUCCGGGCCACCUCUUCUCCAGUUCUGCCGCGUCCAGCCUUACGGUGCUCCCUCACCUCUAUGCUCUAGAAGAUGCACAAAUCAAGUUCGAUCAGGUGAAGUCAGAACAAGAAUAAUGAAUCUGUUUCUGAAGAAAUGGAACCUGUUCAGCACCUGUUCUUGGGUGGUUCAGAGGGCUAUGCUGCACAACUCUCAAGCUCCAAGCGAUCACCUUUUCCUUCGAAUAUCGAGAGCCGGACACCCCAACACUCCCAUGAACCAUAUUCUGGAUCAAUGGGUCCAAGAGGGCGGACACGUCAGGCAUUCCGAGCUCCAGUUCUUCAUCAAGCAGCUUAGGUCUCAUCGUCGCUUCAACCAUGCCCUUCAGGUAUUAGAAUGGAUGGGUGAUGAAAGGAAACAUCAUUUGACAUCUGGAGACAUAGCUGUACGUCUUGACUUGAUAGCAAAAGUUCAUGGCUUAGUUCCAGCAGAGAAAUACUUUAAUAGCCUUUCAGAUUCUGUAAAAGAUUUCAAGGUCUAUGGUGCUCUUUUGAACUGCUAUGCACAACAUAACUCUGUGGAGAAAGCAGAGGCUACCAUGCAGAAACUAAAAGAGUAUGCUUGUAAGCAUACAAUAAGUUUGGUAUUGAGUUAUAAUGCUCUGUUAAAGCUCUAUGUUCGAGUAAGUGAAUUUGAGAAAUUUGACAAUUUGAUGAGAGAAAUGUUAUCCAAGGACAUGUAUGACUCUGUGUCGCUUAAUACUCGGCUGGAUGCGUAUGCGGCCAUUAAGGACAUAGAUGGGAUGGAGAGCUUACUAUUGCGGAUGGAAGCUGAUUCUAAGGCAACUAUUGAUUGGAUAACAUACUCUAUUGCAGCAAAGGCUUAUAUUCAGGCUGGCCAACAUGAGAAAGCAUAUGCAAUGCUGAGGAAAUCGGAGGACCUCAUUGAACCCAAGAGGAGGAGGGCUGCCUAUGAAUCUCUUCUAACUAUGUACGGCUCCAUGGGAAAAAAGGACGAUGUUUAUCGUAUUUGGGAUAUGUGCAAAAGGUUAAACAGACCCUGCAACACGAAUUACAUCUGUAUGCUGACCGCAUUAGCUAGGCUUAAUGAUGUUGAUGGAGCUGAGAGGAUUUUUGAGGAAUGGGAGUUUGGAAAUACAUGCUUCGACAUCAGGAUUCCGAAUGUGAUGAUGAGUGCAUAUUGUAAGAAUGGUCUGGUGGAAAAAGCUGAAGCAUUUGUUGAUAGGCUUUCAAAGAGUUGCAAUGAAUUAGGCGGUAGUAUAUGGGAUCGAUUAGCAAAUGGCUAUUACAGGAACAAUGAUAUGGAUAAUGCUAUUCAAACAAUGAAGAAAGCGAUUUUGGCAGGUCAACCUGGAUCAACAUGGAAGCCCUAUCGAUUUACUUUGGCUACAUGUAUUGAUUACCUUAAGGACAAGGGAGAUUUGGAGGGGGCAUCAGAGAUUCUUAGGCUAUGUCUUGAACGAGAAUAUUUUUCUACUGUUAUACAUGAUAGAUUAUCAAGCUAUGUGCAUGGAAAAACCCCAGAAACAAAGGCCAUAAAUCUGAUGGAAGAAUAUUAUCAUUCAAAGAAUGAACUUUUUCCAGAUGGAGAGAAGCAACAUGAAAUUCAACUCCAUGAAUAGAUCAGCUGUAUUACAUGAAAUUUCCCCUUUCUUCUGGAAAGCUCAAAUAAUUGAUAUAUAUUUAAUUAUUUUAAUCAAUGAUUACCAUUGGAUUUUUAAGUAUCUUAAUCCUUUUUA